AAGGGGGAGUCUCCUAGACAUUACCUCAUUCCCUGGCCUCGCUCUCGCCAAUCCCAGCCUCUCCAGGGGUGUGGCAGAGGACCAUUCUCGCGACUUUUGCUUUACCCUUCUGCUGUGCUACUUCUGUCGCGAGACUUCCUGCGCCUCUGCCGCUCCCUUUACCGUCGCCUUAGCCGGGGACCGGACCCAGCCUCUCCCCUACCCGAUCACAGGCCCCGGCUCCACCAAGGCCCCGGUUCCCCAGCCCCGUCUCGCCGCCGCCAUGGCGGACCCUAAAUACGCCGACCUUCCCGGCAUUGCCAGGAACGAGCCAGAUGUUUAUGAAACCAGCGACCUACCUGAGGAUGAUCAAGCAGAGUUUGAUGCGUUUGCACAAGAGCUGGAGGAGCUGACCAGCACAAGUGUGGAGCACAUCAUUGUCAAUCCCAAUGCUGCCUAUGACAAGUUCAAGGACAAGAGAGUGGGGACAAAGGGACUUGAUUUCUCAGAUCGCAUUGGAAAAACCAAGAGGACAGGAUAUGAAUCUGGAGAAUAUGAGAUGCUUGCAGAGGGUCUGGGAGUGAAGGAGACGCCACAGCAGAAGUACCAGCGACUACUGCAUGAAGUUCAAGAGCUGACAACUGAAGUUGAGAAAAUCAAGACCACAGUGAAGGAGUCAGCCACGGAGGAGAAGCUGACCCCUAUAGUGCUAGCUAAACAGCUGGUGGCCCUGAAGCAGCAGCUGGUUGCGUCCCAUCUGGAGAAGCUGCUGGGACCAGAUGCUGCAAUCAACCUCACUGACCCGGAUGGAGCUCUGGCAAAGCGCUUACUGCUGCAGCUGGAAGCAACAAAGAACAGCAAAGGGAGUUCAGGUGGAAAGACCACAAGUGGGACCCCUCCAGAUAGCAGCCUUGUCACUUAUGAACUACACUCUCGGCCUGAGCAAGACAGAUUCUCUCAAGCUGCCAAAGUUGCAGAACUUGAGAAGCGCCUGACAGAGCUGGAGGCCACUGUCCGCUGUGAUCAGGAUGCUCAGAAUCCCCUUUCUGCAGGUCUACAGGGAGCUUGUCUUAUGGAGACUGUAGAGUUGUUGCAGGCUAAGGUAAAUGCCCUGGAUCUUGCAGUUUUGGACCAAGUAGAGGCUCGGCUACAGAGUGUCCUGGGAAAGGUGAAUGAGAUUGCCAAGCAUAAAGCCUCUGUGGAGGAUGCAGACACACAGAGCAAGGUGCACCAGCUAUAUGAAACCAUACAGCGCUGGAGCCCCAUUGCCUCUGCCCUUCCUGAGCUGGUGCAGAGACUUGUCACCAUCAAGCAGCUGCAUGAACAAGCCAUGCAGUUUGGUCAGCUCCUGACACACUUGGAUACUACACAGCAGAUGAUUACCAGUUCCCUCAAGGACAAUACUGCUCUCCUGACCCAGGUACAGACAACUAUGCGUGAAAACCUGGCCACAGUUGAGGGAAAUUUCGCCAGCAUUGAUGAGCGGAUGAAGAAGCUGGGAAAGUGAGCACUCUCAGGAGUUGGAGAACAGGGGUAACCCUUGCCCCUCUGAACUCUGAAAAGCUUACACAGGGCCGACCCUUCAUUGUAACUCUCACAGCCCCAUCCCACUUGACAAAGGGCAAGGGUUCUUCUUGCAUGUGGGGUUUAUGCCCCUCCCCUGAUGAACACAGAGUGGUAGCUGGGGGAUAUUAGAUGUGUUCCCACCUCAGGCCCAGGGGAUGAGGAUGUGGGCCCGGCCACAUGCCAGCUCAUGUCUAAUAACUGCUUUGCCUGGUGUCGGGUAGGUCUGGGUCCUGUCCUCCCAACACAGCUUCUGUGGAUGACUGUAAUACUGUACAACUGUUUCUGAACAUUAAACACUGUUGUACUCUG
Molecule: messenger RNA, 1854 nt
Organism: Nannospalax galili (Upper Galilee mountains blind mole rat)
Lineage: Eukaryota; Metazoa; Chordata; Mammalia; Rodentia; Spalacidae
Gene: Dctn2
Product: dynactin subunit 2
Exons: 16
Coding region: 263-1486 (407 amino acids)
Biological process (GO): mitotic spindle organization
Cellular component (GO): dynactin complex; cytoplasm; centrosome
Source: RefSeq, a predicted model, not a curated record